CACUCCGCAUGUGACACAACAAGGAAGUUAAAACACAACCUGAAGGGUUGCUUCUCUUCAAAGCGACGUCUCUUUAAAAGCUCCUUUAUUUACUUUGCUGUCAGGUAACAACUUGACAGUAACGAUGUAAAAGGAUCGCGGUGUUGUAAUAUCUAUCACAGAGUGAAUUGGUAGAACAGAGCAAAAUGUUUGCAUCACUCCAUUUUUUACUUUUAAUGUUCUAUUUUCCGCUGGGACAGACCUCGUUACCGCUUGUCAUCAACACGUGGCCGUUUAAAAGUGCGACAGCUGCAGCCUGGCGUUCCCUGCAGUCCGGUGGUUCAGUCUUGGACGCAGUGCAGGAAGGCUGUGCCCGCUGUGAAAUAGAGCAGUGUGAUGGGACAGUCGGCUUUGGCGGCAGCCCUGAUGAGACUGGAGAAACCACGCUGGAUGCUAUGAUCAUGAACGGUAAUACGAUGGAGGUGGGUGCAGUGGCAGACUUGAGAAGAAUCAAGAAUGCUAUUGGAGUUGCCAGAGCUGUGAUGGAGCGCACAGAACAUACAAUGCUAGUGGGAGAGUCCGCUUCUGUGUUUGCUGAAAACAUGGGCUUUGUUGCAGAAGACCUGACUACCAACCAAUCUUUGAAUGUUUUCUCACAGUGGCUGAAGGGCAACUGCCAACCUAAUUAUCGAAAGAACGUCAGUCCAGAUCCUUCAAAGUCGUGUGGACCUUACGGGCCAGAGGCCAUGCAUUCAUGGUGCAAUGGAGAACGCCAUGUUAAUAUACACUCCCAUGAUACCAUAGGGAUGAUUGCCAUCGAUAAAAAUGGUCAUGUGGCAGCUGGAACGUCAACCAAUGGACUAAGUCACAAGGUUCCUGGCCGUGUUGGGGACUCCCCCAUCAUUGGAGCAGGAGCCUAUGCAGACGGUUCAGCUGGUGCUGCUGCCGCUACUGGUGACGGAGACCUCAUGAUGCGCUUCCUACCAAGCUACUUGGCUGUGGAGCUGAUGAGAAACGGGGCAGAUCCCUCAGCAGCCUGCAAGUCGGCCAUUUCCAGAAUCAAACGCCAUUACUCAGACUUCUUUGGAGCCAUAAUCUGCGCUAACACAACAGGCCAUUAUGGUGCAGCAUGUAACAAGGUCCCCAGCCUGACAGAGUUCCACUUCAUGGUGGAAAACUCCGAGUCAAACACACCAGUCCUAAAAUCUGUAGCUUGCUUUUAAACAAACUCCUUCACAUCUUUCAUGGUGUCUGUGGACUACUGGGCUCCAGGAGGCAUUAUUAUUAUUCUGAUGAUUGCAAGUAAUUGAACUAAAGUCCCCAAAAAAAGAUUUUUUUGAAUAUAAAUAAAUAAAAAGUGUACAAAAUA
Girardinichthys multiradiatus is the source of this 1348-nucleotide messenger RNA. RefSeq names its product aspartylglucosaminidase (gene aga). Gene Ontology annotation, biological process: protein deglycosylation. Lineage: Eukaryota; Metazoa; Chordata; Actinopteri; Cyprinodontiformes; Goodeidae. Gene Ontology annotation, molecular function: N4-(beta-N-acetylglucosaminyl)-L-asparaginase activity. Bases 186 to 1202 code for a protein of 338 amino acids. Gene Ontology annotation, cellular component: lysosome. The record is from RefSeq and is a predicted model, not a curated record. The transcript is spliced from 9 exons.